Messenger RNA from Teleopsis dalmanni, 1039 nucleotides. RefSeq lists its product as uncharacterized. Bases 1 to 996 code for a protein of 331 amino acids. The record is from RefSeq and is a predicted model, not a curated record. The transcript is spliced from 5 exons. NCBI's taxonomy places the organism in Eukaryota, Metazoa, Arthropoda, Insecta, Diptera, Diopsidae.
AUGUUCAAUCAAAGGAAAAUUAAUGCUUAUUUAUUACUCGCCAUUGUGACCACAAACUGCGUUUUGCUCACUUACGCCUACCCACAAAAUGAGGCCUACCAGCGACGAAUUCAAAGCAGUUCCCCGCAGCAGCAGCUGCAACAACAACAACAACAACAACAGCAACUCUCACCUGUCUACUAUCCCGAAACAAGCGUAAAUAGCGGUCGCAAGUUUGCAGUUAAACCAAAUGCCUCAAAGAAAGUGGCAUUAGACGACAUCGAGGAUGACAUAGAAAGCAAUCAAAUACAAGAGUCCACCAGUAAUGCAUUCUCCUGGUCGAACAUGUUGUCCACAGUCUUAACGAUGUUCUUCAAUGGUAAUGCCAACAAUGCGCCCACAAAAUCGGAUGAUGUUGACAAUACAAUCGGUUUUGGUGGUUCUCCGUGGGCGAAUGUUAUUUCAAUGGGCUUGAAAAUCAUAAAUACACUAUUGGGCGGAGGUGCACCAAGCGAUGGCAUUGAUAAAGUCGACAAUGGCGGUUCACCGAUGCAGGGCAUCUUAGCAGCAGUGCUGUCUUCGGUUCUUGGCACCAAAGAUCCAGAUCAAGUAAAUUCAAUGGCCAAACAAGCUGGAGAGUUCAUACAAAUUGUGAUGAAUCUAUUGGAUGCACUGAAGACUUCAUUCUCGCAUCGUUCGUUGACUGCGCGCUCGCUGGGCAAACGUGAUUCAGUAAGCGAUGCCACCGUUGCAGGUAUUUCGAUGCUUAAAGGUUAUGUGCGCACCUACCGUAAUGCGGAUGAGAAAUGCAUGCAACGUUAUAUGUGCGAAGCGAAUACGGAGUGCUUACGCGAGAUUGGUGGCAGCAGCAUCUUCUGCCAAUUGGGAUCUUAUGCUACCAGUUUUCUACUGGACCGCACCAGUGACGCACAGUUCGAGCACAUCUAUGAAGCCGGACGCAGAGGGCGUUCAGGUUUCGACUGCAAUCAACUUUAUCUCGAAUGUAAUGAAGUUUAAUCCGAUGUUGAUGUCGUUUGUGCAAAAUGUUGGCUAAGAUACU